Molecule: messenger RNA, 4658 nt
Organism: Myotis davidii
Lineage: Eukaryota; Metazoa; Chordata; Mammalia; Chiroptera; Vespertilionidae
Gene: SIRAL2
Product: family with sequence similarity 118 member A
Exons: 8
Coding region: 1742-2776 (344 amino acids)
Source: RefSeq, a predicted model, not a curated record
GAAACAUCUAGUGGUUGCCUCCCAUACGUACCCUGACUCUGGAUCGAAUCUACAACCUCAGUAUGUGCUCUGACCGAGAGUCAAAACCCAUGUGACCCCUGGUGGGAGCGGGUGGCUAGGGCCCCGAACCUGCCUGGCUGCUACUGGGCAGCUGGCUGGCAUCAGUGAGCCGUUUUCAUCUCUGGGGAACGGGGUUCCUUGUGCUUGGAGGAAGUCGCAGACGCCUUUUAGGGAAGCUCCGAGUCCUGCCCCUAGGUGACACCUAGUGACAGUAUAGGCAUCUUCAGGGGAAUUUGUAGGCUCCGUGUGCUCUGAAGCGUAAUGUGCUUAGAAACGGAUCUUGGAAGGUUAUUUUAGGUGACCUGGUUCUAAUUGAGGGAAAAAAGAUGACACAUCUAAAAAUGGUGGUCCGCCCCCCGCCCCGUGCUGGUUAGGAUACUGCAGAGAGGCGCUUACAUACCCCGCUGCCCGCCGCCUGGAAAACAGCUUGGUGGCGCGAGCUGGCAUGUUUCACAGGCUCACAUCCUGUAACUCAGCAAUCCUGCCUCUCGGGAACUCCCCAUACAUCCCUUGAAAAGGGGGGGACACUUUGUGCACAGGAUGGUGGUUAGAGUGUCUGGCAGUGUCCUGCAUGAGGGUUGGAGGCUGGGGAUGUAGAUAAAGGAAAUGAUGGCAUGUCCGUGAGGCAGGGUUCCCGGGAUGUGGCCGUACACUUACACCUGUGAAUCAUGCUCAUAACAUACAGGAAGCGCUGUGGUUCUAACGCAUGGAAAGAGGAGGAUGUGAACAGUGCUCUCAAAUGAGCAUGCAGUUUAAAGUGCAAUGUGUGGAGGGAACAUGUACCUGUAAUAACAGCUGUUGCUCGUGGUGGGAUUCAGGGCUUUUUGUAGACGUUAUUUUUCUGUAUAUUUUCUUGUUUCCAGUAAAUAGUUCUGGAAUUAGGGGGGAUGGGAUUCUGGGAAAAUGAUAGAAUGUGGAGAUAGUUUGGCAAUGGCGACCUAGCUGGUUAAGGUCUUGUUUUGUGUAAGUGGAGAAUUGACAUUUAUUGAUUUCAGAGUGAGGAAGGGAGAGAGAGAGAGAGGGACAGACAGACAUUGAUGUGAGAGAGAAACAUCGAUUGGUUGCCUCCCUUAUGCGCCCCGUCCGGAGAUCAAAUUUGCCACCCAGGUGUGUAUGUGCCCUGUCUGGGAAUUGAACCCGCUACCUUGUGGUGUACGGGAUGGCGCUCCAGCCCACUGAGCCAUCCGGCCAGGGCUUGCCCUCUGACUGCGAUGAUGUCUUUGGACUGGAUGUCAGUAUGGCCACGGGGAGGCCUGGCAUCUGGGAACUGGCUGAGGGUCAUGAGCCCCGGCAGAUGCGGUUCCCGGUGCCGGUGCCGGUGCCGGUGCGGGGGCACACAGCUCCCGCCUGCACUGCGCUGCGCCUCGCCGGCUCUUCCUCUGGUGGAAGCUCUUCGGGAACAAGCCCUGGGGGGCAGCGUGAGGACCCAGCACCCCUCCCCAGGCGCUGCAGGCGGCCCGCGUUCCCCUCCGGAGCAGAGGCCGGAGCCGCAGCCCGGGGGAGGGACGGUGGCACAGGAGCCGCUGACGCCGUUUUGUGCUGACGCUUCUCAGGGGCCCAGUGUAAGCGAACGCCCGGGACUCUGCUCUCACCUGCCUGCCCUCUUCCCGGCACUGACCACACGGCUCCAUCUGGGAAAUGGAAGCCGCUUCUGACUAACUUCUCUCUUCAGGAUUCACAGAUGGAGUCACUGGAAAAGACAACACACAGAAGUGAACAAAAGUCCAGCAGAAAGUUUUUAAAAAGCCUCAUCCAGAAACAGCCGCAGGAGCUGCUGCUGGUGAUCGGCACGGGCGUGAGCGCGGCCGCGGCCCCCGGCAUCCCCGCCCUCUGCUCCUGGCGGAGCUGCCUGGAGGCCGUCAUCGAGACAGCGGAGCAGCUGGACGUGCUGCACCCCGGGGACGCGGCCCAGUUCCGCCGGAAGGUGGUGAAGGACCGGGACCUGCUGGUCGUUGCCCACGAUCUGAUCCGGAAGAUGUCGCCGGACUGCCUGAUGGAGAUCUUCGACAACCUGGAGCAGCACCUCCAGCACCCGCAGGUGCUGCAGUCCAUCCUCAGCCUGAUGGACAGGGGCACCAUGGUGCUGACCACCAACUACGACAACCUGCUGGAGAUCUUCGGGCAGCAGCAGAACAGGCCCAUGGAGUCCCUGGACCUGAAGGACAAGACCAAGGUCCUCCAGUGGGCACGAGGGCACAUCAGGUACGGAGUGCUCCACAUCCACGGCCUCUACACGGACCCCUGUGGGAUGGUCCUGGACCCCUCGGGAUACAAGGACGUCACGCAAGACCCGGAAGUGAUGGAGGUGUUCCAGAGCCUGUACCGCACCAGGUCCUUCCUGUUCGUGGGCUGCGGGGAGACCCUGCGCGACCAGAUCUUCCAGGCACUCUUCCUGUACUCGGUGCCCAACAAGGUGGACCUGGAGCACUACAUGGUGGUGCUCAAGGAGAGCGAGGACCACUUCUUCAAGCACCAGGCCGACAUGCUGCUGCACGGCAUCAAGGUCGUGUCCUACGGGGCCUGCUUCGACCACUUCCCGGGGUACGUGCAGGACCUGGCCACGCAGAUCUGCCGGCAGCGGAGCCCAGAUGCUGACCGAGCGGACAGCACCACGCUGGGGAGUGGGUGCCAGGACUGCGCCAAGAGGAAGCUGGAGGAGAACGGAAUUGAAGCUUCUAAGCAGCUCCGGCCCUCAGACGAUGCUGGCGCAUCUUGAAAUCUUUAAAACCGACAAACCUGCAACUUGAAAACCAGCCUUCUGUGACCACAGUGCCGUAGCGGACGAUGAGGAAUGUUCGAGGACUCGCACGGACCUCUCACUUCUAACCGUCAUGUACCCCACGAGAGCCCUGUGGGGUGUGGCCGUGGAGGCGGGGGGACAGUCCCACUGCUCGGGGUGAAGCACACACCUCAGGUAUCCUCCGUGAGGACUGGCGGACAACUACCUCAGGGCCCGACGGCAGGAAGGGAGGGGCCUGGUGCCCCGGGCUCCCCAACACACCCGAGGUCAGGUGGGCUUCCUAAUAAAGGGGACAGAGGAGACUACAAGCAACAGUAGUUGCCAAAGAGAAAAGAAACUAGACUCUUAAAUUUUACAAUUUUUAUGCGGAAACAUGUUACCAUAGAAAAAACUUUUAAGGUAUGUUUGUUACGUUGUUAAGUAAAGAAUGUUCGAGGUGUUGAAUCUGCCAGUGAGAGUGAUACGUCUUUUAAAAGAAUGUCUGGAUCAGUAGGGCUUCUUUGGAAUGCCGUAAUUGUAGGAACUUAGUUCCAAAGAACGGCUGGUCCGUCCCUGAGGCGUUAGAGCAUCCUCACGAAGAACCAGAGGUCUCUUUUUUAUAGAGGGAGGGAGGCAGGGAGAAGCAUCGAUUGGUUGCCUUCCGUUAGUACCUUUAAUAGGGAUUAACCCUCAGCCUUCUGCACAGGAUGGUGCUCUAACCCACUGAGCCGCCGGCCAGGGCAGAGGGCCUUUCCAGUGGUGCAGUGCAGGGCGGUGCAAGUCCGCCUUGAGGCUGAUAACUGAGAAGUUACAAGUGGAGCAGAGCAGGUUUUAAACUUGCAGUUAGAGUAUCAACCCCAAGCUUUCCAAGUCUCCCACCUCCCAACGUUCUCUGCCAUGGCACACGACGGGGCACAGCGUGAGGCAGGCCGGCCUGGGGAAGGGGCUGCCGCACCCGUGUCUUGCUUCCCUGCUGGCAGGCGCUCAGCUGCCGGCAGUGCUGGGGCAGAGGGCGCAGUGGGUGGUUGCUCUGUGACUGUGGCAAAGGCCCUGCUCAGUCUGCUUUAGAGGCUGCCUGCUUGCAUGUGACACUUCUGGCCAGGCACGAUGACUCUCCCCACUGACGGCGCUGGAACUCCCACAGGCACAAAGAACUAGAAACGUUAGGUUGGGACGUGGAGGCAGAGAUGAGCUGGACCUGCUAAGACCUUUGUCUGCUUUCAAAAGCAUGAAAAACAAAUCCUUUAUGCUACUCUGGUCAUAAAACUUUCACUUCAACUCUGUGUGCUCAACUUUUCUCCAGUUAUGACAAGGCUUGUUUUAAUUUAUUCAAGGAGGAUUUUUACCAUGAGUUGCCACUCAACUGUGAAAUCAAGUGAUUACUUGAAUGUGUUUAGUGUUUGAAAAGCAAACAUUAGACAUUGUUUUUUUAAAGACUCACAAAGUGCGAUCAGGGAUGGAUGUGUCUGAAGGCUGGGCAGACAUGGGAGAGUGACGUGGAAGGAGGGACGCCUGGAAAAGCGAGGCGAGGCAGGGCCCGCUCAGGACCAGCUCCAAGUGCCACUCCGAGUGCCAUGCCGGGGCGGAGGCCUUGCCGUGAGGAGUGAGCCUGUCUGUAGUCAGUUCUGCCGUAACCCUUGUGUAAAAUGCAGACUUAAAGCAACAUGACUGAUGAAUGAGGAACAAUUUGCGCACACCUGCUUUGCGCAUGUAAGGCUCUGUCCGUGGGAAACUAGGUCAACUACCCUUCCACCACUGGACCCGACGAUGCCCACUACACAACCCGACUUCUGGGCAUUUUCAAGAUAAAGUGCCAUGUGUGCUGUAAUAUUUGUGUGGUUCUUAACCAUGUAAUAUGUGUAAACUAGCUGUUAUCUGG